This is a messenger RNA of Cajanus cajan (pigeon pea), 2441 nucleotides long. Its product is annotated as NAC domain-containing protein 54. Gene Ontology annotation, molecular function: DNA binding. Gene Ontology annotation, biological process: regulation of DNA-templated transcription. The record is from RefSeq and is a predicted model, not a curated record. Lineage: Eukaryota; Viridiplantae; Streptophyta; Magnoliopsida; Fabales; Fabaceae.
UCUCCCAAUCUUCUCUCUCAUGUUCUCUUUUUGUCCUCUUUAUCAAAACCCCAAGCAAGCCCCACAUUCCACCCCUUCUCCUCUUCGUCUCUCAUCUUGUUCCUGUGUUUGUCUCUCCCACUUUCUGCCUUUGGAUCUUCUUCUUCCCUUAGGGUUUGAUUCGUAAAACUUGGUGAUCAUCAACUGGAUUUGAAGCAUUGUGCACUCAUUGAUAUAUAUCUAUAUAUCCCUAUUUCCAAGUUGUUCAGAUAACUAAGAGGAAGAAGGAGGACCAAAUACAUAUAUAUACACAUGACACCUGUUUUACCUCCCGGAUUUAGGUUCCACCCUACUGACGAAGAACUUGUUGCUUAUUACCUUAAAAGGAAGAUUAAUGGUCGAAAGAUUGAGUUGGAGAUCAUACCGGAAGUUGAUCUAUAUAAGUGUGAACCAUGGGACUUGCCAGGCAAAUCAUUGUUACCGGGAAAGGAUUUGGAGUGGUAUUUUUUUAGCCCUCGUGAUAGGAAGUACCCAAAUGGAUCAAGAACAAACCGUGCAACGAAAUCUGGAUAUUGGAAGGCGACAGGGAAGGAUAGGAAAGUAAAUUCACAGACACGGGCAGUGGGUAUGAAGAAAACCCUAGUUUACUAUCGAGGAAGAGCACCUCAUGGCUCUCGUACUAAUUGGGUUAUGCAUGAAUAUCGUCUUGAUGAGAGAGAAUGUGAAACUGCUUCAGGCUUGCAGGAUGCAUAUGCUCUUUGCCGUGUGUUCAAGAAGACUGCAGUGAUUACUCCAAAAGUUGGAGGGCAUUAUGUUAAUACUCCCAAUGCCAACCAGAUUACAGGCUAUCAAUCAUCAAGCAUUGAACUAUAUUCUGAAGGAAGGGGAGAAGAUUUAGGUAGCUCAAAUUAUUCAAUGCCGAUGGAUACAUGCUCACCCCACAACGUGGGAAAUGAGACUUCUCUCACUAUCAGUGGUGGAUCAAGGGAUCAUGGGAAUUGGUCACACUUCUCAUCAGAAGACCCAUUAUUUAGUCUUCCAACUUCUUCAUUUCCUAAUUUUGGAACCAUGACAUACCCUCCAUCCAGGGUGGAUAUAGCUCUAGAGUGUGCAAGGAUGCAGCAUAGGUUUACUAUGCCUCCUUUGGAGGUUGAUGACUUCCCUCAAGUUGGAAUCUCAGAGCUGAAAAUGACACAAGCCUCCGGUUCGAUGCAAGGAAGCAGAACUGAAACGGAUAUCUUGCAGGAAAUUCUUUCAGUUGCUCAUGCUUCCCAAGAAUUGAUAAAUCAAUCUGGCUACUCGCAUGAAUGGGGUGGCAAUGAUAAUUAUGCUCCUCGUGAAGAUGAUUUUACAUUCAUGGUUGGCACCAAUUACAAUCAUCUAAAUGAAAUGAGCUCAAUGAGGUAUGUUGACAAAACAUGGGAAGAUGCUAACACAAGGACAAUAGAGAUCGGAGAUGUGGGUGAAGAAUUUAAGGCAGAGAGGAUGGUAGAGAAUUUAAGAUGGGUUGGAAUGUCAAGAGAAGAUUUAGAAAAGAUGGAAGAACAAAAGGUUGUCCCAAUAGAGGAUAUUUCAAGUUUCCAAACUAACAGGGAAGAAAAUGAGGUGCAAGAAUCUGAGCAACAUAGCAACAAGGAACACAAUGACACUGAAAUCAAUGAUUUCUCCUUGGGCUUCAUCAAUGAUGAUGAUCCUAACGAGAACUUCAUAGAAGAAGGCAACAUGAAUGAUUAUUCAAGUUUUCCAAGCUUUGAGGUCGUUGAGGAAACAAAAGUCAAUCAUGGAAUGCUUGUUUCGACUGGUCAAGUAGCCAAGACAUUCUUCCACCAAAUAGUUCCUUCACAAACCAUCCAAGUUCAACUCAAUUCAGUGAUGGCAAACAAUCAUUGUGUAGAGAAUGCAGAGGCAAUGCUAAUGAUAAUGGAGAACCAAGGGUCUAUAUUGAGGAAGUUUAGGUCCUAUGUUAUGGGAAAGCUAACAAAGCCAUCAAAAGCAAUAGCAAGUGCUGUUGUAUUUGUCUUUGCACUUGUGUUGAUGCAUUGUGCUUAUUUGAAGGAAGAAGUGGAAAUUUGGAAUGAAACAUAUUGCAGCAUAAAGAGAAUGAGUCAGUCAUCUGAGGUAAUCAAUUGGAAUAAGUCAAAUGAGGUUUGGUUUGUUGGUGUCAAAAGUGAGAAAGGAUUAAGUGCAGUAUUGAAGAAAAUAGGCAUUUUCCUCACUAUAUCUUUAGCUCUUUGUACCAUGUGGGCUAACCAGAAUAUGAUAGUUAACCCUUGAUCUCCUAAUUCAUUUAAUUUUGUCUCUAACUUAAGGAAUUAGUUUGAGAAGGCUCAAAUUGUGCUUCUCCCAGUUAAGUAGGAGGCUGAUGUAUCCCUAUACCUGUAAUAUUUUACUUUAAUUAGCAUCACGUGUUAUUUGAUCUUAACUUAAUUGUAUUCAAAUCUUUAGUUAUUAUGAAUAGAAUG